Molecule: messenger RNA, 4915 nt
Organism: Polistes canadensis
Lineage: Eukaryota; Metazoa; Arthropoda; Insecta; Hymenoptera; Vespidae
Gene: wde
Product: activating transcription factor 7-interacting protein 1
Exons: 14
Coding region: 1153-4308 (1051 amino acids)
Biological process (GO): regulation of DNA-templated transcription
Cellular component (GO): transcription regulator complex; nucleus
Molecular function (GO): protein binding; transcription coregulator activity
Source: RefSeq, a predicted model, not a curated record
GAUAGAACAAAUGCUAAUGUUAACAAAUGUAAAAAAAAAAACAUAUAAAAUAUAAGAAAUUAGUGAAACGUGUGUAUGACAGAAGAAAAGUAAUGUUUAAAUGGAAUGUCUGCUCUAAACCGGUCUACAAGUUCAAGCAAUGCUAUCAAGAGUCUACAAAAAGAGAAAACAGAACACAAAUGGAAGGAGCAACAUAUUUUCGAAAGAGAAAUGAUUCUUUUUGGGACAUCUUUAUUUACAUCGGGAUGGAUGUAUCCCCCUCCAUGACAUAAUACGUACAGCUACUACGAUGAAAUCGAGUUCGUGCAUCUUCGGAUUAUUUCGUCGGGACACAUCUCGGGGCCUAAGUUCAGUGAUUUACGUUUCAAUAUUAUCAAAAUCCACCAAAUAAUAGAGUAUUUUCGAUACAGAUUAGGCACAUUUUCGAAACACUUAAUGUGCUAAUCGAUUUGAUUAGUAUGUAUCGAUAAAUAAUAUCUAAGUCAUACAUCAAAACGAAUUAUUCGCGAUUCGUUAAUGUUAAUUAAUGACGCGCGAUGUUCUUCUUGUAUGAUCCUCUCAACGAAAUCGUGCGUUUUGAUAUGUUGCUGUGAUCAAAAGUGUUAUUUUUUUAUUCUUUUAUUUUUUAAACGCGCCAUAGAUGUUAAGGACAGUCAAACGCGAAAUAAAUCAAUUUCUUUUGGUCUACGAUAGGUCUUGGUUGCCUAUUGUUCGCCAAAUGUAUUACGGCUGAUUAAUAUUAGCUUUUAGUUAAGAAUUGAACACUGUAUGUAUUGUUGGUCCGCCAUCUUGUAAAUUCCACUAUUUAUGGGCCAGGGUCGAAGGUAUAACUACCAGUUGACUGUAAGGGCCCUUUUAAUAUUAAACAUUCGAUUAUCUUAAAUACCCUAAUUGAUAUUUGUCCAUAAAUAUCACUUAUUAUCAGUACGAUUUACUUCUAUAUGUAUAUAUAUAUUUUACAUUUUCUUAAAUGACACUUAAGUCAGUCAUUUGAAAACAAAUGAAACAAAAUUGUCUGCCCAACGUUUUUUCCCGCGCAAGUCAUAUGAAAUGACAUAAGUGGUGACAUCGUGCGAUAAAAGAGUAAACUGUAAAAUAAUAAAUGGGACUGCUGUGACAUUUAUCUCUUUAUGCACUGCCUCUCAUUAAAUAAUGGAGACAUUAAAAAAUGAUACACUGAAUGAUUCUACAUCCAUUGCAACCGAUCAUGCACACAACGCUGAAAUACUAAAUGUGGAUGAAUUGUCAAGACAAAAAGAAGAUGAACUUUUAUAUGGGACGACAGAAGACGGAGAGGAAGAAGAAGCAUUUUCUGAUGAUAGUUUACGUUUAAGACUUUCUGAUGACGAAGCUGAAGCAGAAGACAUUAUUCUACCAUCUACAAGUCCUAAGCUAUGUGAUGAAAAGACGAAAGAUAAGGAUAAGAAUAGUAGUAAUGAAGAAUCUAAUAAAAAACAACAAUCCCAUAAUGAAGUAGAUAAUAGUGAAAGGAAAAAUGUAAACACUGACAAUGAAGAAGAAGUGGAGGUUUGGAAGUCAAGUUGUUUAGGAGAAACAAAUAAUCUAGUUCUAAAUAGUAAUAAUAAUGAUAAAUCGACUGGGGAGAAAUGUAAUAAUGAAUCAAUUAAUAGUCCUACUAAAACGAAAAGUAAAACAGAAAAAUUAACGAAAACGAAAAGUAGGACUUGUAAUACUAGUAAAUACAAUUGUGAUGAUAACAAAUUAGCUGAUAAUUUAAGCAAUUCAAUUAGCAAAGAAAAAGAUAAAUCUUCUUUGAAAGAGAAAAAUGAAUAUGAAGAUAGCAAUCAAAUAAAGAUUGAAGAUCAAAACGAAGAAGCAGAUACUAGUAAAGAAAAUGAUCAAUGUCGAGAUGACAAACAAGAUUCAAUGCUAAAUAAGAAUGAGAAAAUACUGAGUAGCAAUUGUAAUACGGAUGUCUUUACUAAUAAGAAAGCAUUAAGUUCAACUUCGGACGAUUGUUCAACAAUUGAUGAACAUUCCGAGGAUAAAAAAAAAGUUAAUAAGACAGAAACAACUAUAGUAAGUAAACGCCAGGAAUUUAAUCAAGAGUCUUUUAAAAAUGAUCAAAAAGUUAGUAACGAUAAAUGUAAUAAAAAGGUAUUAGAUGACGAAAUCAAUUUAGAUCAAACUUCAAGUUCAUCCGAUAAUAAUAUUUUAAUAUUAAAGCAAAAUGAAAAAUCGAAUUUAUCAAAAAGCUUUGAAAACAAUGAUCAAUCAACGUCGGAAGCUUUAAAUGUGAACAAUGAUGAUAUUAACGAGCCUGCAAUUUCUGUUGGUGAAAGUUCUUUAACAAGUAUAGGCGCAUCAUCAGAACAGUCGGUUGAAAAAAAUAUAAAUGAUGAGAAUGAAGAAAAUAUCGUUGAAAUUUCGAAACCGCAACGAAAAAGAAGACGAUCGAGGAAGAUGACCAUCUUGGAACAAGAUACUAUUCAAGGAAAGCAUGAAGGACGACAGAAAAGAAAAACUGCUAAAAAUGCAGAAGAAAUAAUAAAAAAAAAGUUCUUGGCUCAGGAUAGCGAGAUAGAUUCUAGUGAUAAUUCUGAUAAAAAUAUAACUUUAAAUCAUAAAAUUAAUCAGGAUGUGCAACCUCUUUCUCCUUCUUCUUUAAAACGUCAUUCUACUGAGAUUGAUUUAUCUGUUAAUGGUAAUAUGAAAAAACUCAAAAGUUCUAAAGUUGAAGAUUUUACCAUAAAUAAAGAAGAAACAAAUGAUAUAGGAAGUCUUAAUUAUAUAAGUAAAUUAUUUAGAAGGAAUGCUAAGGAAAAACUACCUAAAUUAAAGCAAGAGGAAUUGGAAGAACUAUUAAUACAGAAAAUUGUAGAAACCAUAGCAAUGCGUGGUGAAAUUGGAAGAUUGAGAGAACAAGCGAAAAUAUCUGAAAAAAAUCAGGAAGCAACACGAACUAGGUGUCAACAAUUAGCAAAGCAAAUAAAGGAUUUUGAAAUGGUUUUAAAUCGUAAUGUGGCAGAUAGACGGGCAAAUAAUGAUAAACCAGUGAUACCGAUAAAGAUUAAUCGAUCUGUUGGAUUACAAGUUAACUUUAUUACGGAUCAUGGAAUACAAAGUUUAAGACAAUUACAACAAAAUCCUCCAGUAAAAUGUAUAAAUGUACCACCUACACUUACUCCUAUAGUCAAUGAAACAAAUUCACUGAAUCAAAAAAAAGGAAUAAAAGUAAGGUCUCCAAGAAAAAUUGAGAUACCCAUAGUCGCUCAACAACCUGUUACUAUAUCGCACAGUACAGUACAACCUCCUACAUUAAUUCCUGCUGUGACUCCAGCGGCUUUAGUUAUGACUAAACCUAUCGAAUCUCAACAUACUAUAAAUUUGCAAAAUCCAACCAAUAGUAUUCAACAAAUAUUACCAAAUCAACAACAGCCAUUAUCGCCACAAACUGUAGUGCUAAAUGGAAAAGUUCCGCAACAACAAACAAGUCGACAAAGUACAACAACGAAUGUUUCUAAAACAAAUACUAAUGAUCUCAUUGAUUUAACGGAUGAAGAGGAAAAAAAUAAAUCUACAGUAAACAUGCCAAAUGUGAUCAAAAACACAGAUAAUUUAGUAAAUAUUAAACCGAAGACAUCGAACAAUUUUCCUAGAGUAAUUCAAACAAUCCCUGCGAAUGUAGCUAUAUCUCAACCUAGCAUCAGGGUAGUUCAUACAGCAAGUCAUCCAACACCAACUGCUUUAGUAAACAAUAUGAAUGCACCUAGAUUAGCAUACGUAAUGCAAGGUGGAGUUGUUCCAGGAAGACAAUUAUUGAUAACAUCAAAUUCUAAUCAAAUAAGACCAGUAGUAAGUUCAUGUAACAGACCACCAUUUACAACAGUUGCAUAUAAAACUGGUAUUUCAACAAAUGCAAAUGGUACUGUACGCGUACUCACAACACCGGCUGGUCCUACAAAUAUACAAUCAAAAAGACACCCGGCACCUCUUCCAGACUCUCCUCACUAUAGCAUUAGUCCUCUUUCAAAAUUGCCUCCACCAGCUCCUUCUUUGAAAAUAUCCAAAGUUGCAAAUGGUAUAGUGUUAUCGUGGAAUAUGACACUUUCGGAUAAAUACGCAGAUAUAGUUAGUUACCAAUUGUAUGCUUAUCAAGAAGUCGCAGGUGUAUCUCCUAGUACGAAUCUUUGGAAAAAAGUUGGUGACGUUCGAGCUCUACCACUGCCUAUGGCUUGUACUCUUACUCAGUUUUCAGAAGGUAACAAUUAUUACUUUGCUGUCAGAGCAGUUGAUUCACAUUCCAGGAAAGGACAAUAUAGUAUACCUGGCAAUAUUUCAUUGUAAAAUAUCAAUUGAAAAAGAAAUUCAUAUGUACACAAUUUCUAUUCCUUAGAACGUAUUAAAUAUAAAAAACUACAUUUGUAUACAUAUAAAAACAUACACGAUCAUUCAUACAUACACAUACACAUACGAGAUAAAGACAAAUGCUUCACAGCUCCAAAUAUCAUAUAUAAUUAUAUUAUUAUCAAUUACUUUAAUAUCCUUGUCGUCUGUGCAACGAGUAAUUGAUAACUUGUAAUUAUAUCAACUAUAUAUUAAUUUUGUAAAAGAAUUCUCCUGUCAAAAAAUUAUUCUAGUCCAAAUAUAUUCCUAUUUAAUUAAUUAAUAAUACUCGUUCAAAAUGAUAACAACGGUAACUGGGUUUGUGGAGCAUUAAAAACAUGAAUAAAAAUAAAAUCAAUUGUGAAAACAGAGUGUUGAGAAAGAUAUUUGAUAAAAGUGUUCAAAAUAGGGCUUGUCAUUUUUUUAUUUCUUUUUAUAGACAAAGUUAUUUUUAAAAACUCAAUAAAUUUCUUUAAUUUAUAUAUACACAAUUUGUGUAAUCAUGUGAAUCUCAUAUUAACUAUUCUAUUAUAGAUAUUGAAUUAAAAAUAAAUCUUUAGUAGCGUAA